AAAGGCGACAACAUUCUUACAAAUAUAAUUCAUCUAAUGCAACAUUAAUUCUUUCCAAUUCCUUGAAAAUCUACUUAAAUUUCAAAAGAAAAAGCAAUAAAAUCUUAAAACAAUUGCACUGCUGAAAUUGUUUUCAUUUUCAAUACAUUUUUUCACGCUUCACUGAAUACACGCGAGCCGGACGGUGAGCAGCGUAAAAUUUCAUACAAGUAAGAAUUACAAAUAUGAAUAUUUUGGAUCUUCCACCAGAAUUGAUAACAGUGUGUUUCGCGUAUUUAAAAGGAACUGAUCUUGCUCGCGUAGCAAAGACAUGUUCAUUAUUCAAUGAAAUCGCUAACAUUGAAAGAUUAUGGCAAGACAGGUGUUCUAAAGAAUAUGGUCUCCCUGUUGACAGUAAUCUGAAAAAGUCAUUUAAAGAGGUGUAUGGAAAAGUUCUACAUAAGUAUGGUUUCACAGUUGGUUUGUGGAGAAACAGCACAACUUGUUAUGGAGGAGUUGUACACAUAUGGUAUACUAAAGAGGGAGAUAUUUUAGCAGAAGAACUGUUCAGUCAAAAAGAUGUCCAUGAAGAGUUGAAACAAAAACAUCUGUUCUGUGUGUCACUGAAUGAGAACGGGAAAGUGGUAAAAGAGUGGUUAGCAGAUUGUUUAUGUCCGCAGCCUUGUGAGAUAUAUUUAGACAAGGAUAGUUAUGAUUCAAACAAGUUUUGUGUUUUUCAAGAAGAAAGGAAUAAGUCUAAAGAAGAGAAGGAAAAGGAGAAGUUGUUAUUCCUUAAAGAAUGUGAGUUACGCGGUACACAUCGAGAGUUGUGUAUGUACAAAUGGCAAUCCUAUAAACAAAAUCAGAGCAAACAGUCUUUUGAAAGGAUUGACAAAUCAAGGUUUGAACCUGUCAGCAAGGUUCCUAUUCAGCCAGGGUUGUUUAAAGGCACAUAUGGUGGACAUGGCACUGAAAUUGUCCAUUUGUACUAUGAUUCUGGUGGAACUUGUGGCCAUGGUCAAAAAAUAUCAGGUGACCCAAACGUUCCCUCAGGUGAAGUAAGUCUAAGAUUUAAUAUAGCCAAUCAUAUGGUUCUAGACAAAGAGCAACAACAAUUUCAUGCUCUCAGACAAGAGGAGUUGGACGAUGAAGUGAAAUCAGCCUUCAAUCAUGAGAAAAUGUUGCAACAACCAUUCCUUAUGCCAUCUGAUAUACAUAUUGAUGACAGAAAUGCUGUCUGUCCAAAAUUCUGUAUAGCCAGGUAAGUAUUUCUUUCAAUGUUUUAUUUU
Messenger RNA from Ruditapes philippinarum (Manila clam), 1268 nucleotides. RefSeq names its product F-box only protein 31-like. Gene Ontology annotation, molecular function: protein binding. NCBI's taxonomy places the organism in Eukaryota, Metazoa, Mollusca, Bivalvia, Venerida, Veneridae. The record is from RefSeq and is a predicted model, not a curated record. The transcript is spliced from 8 exons. Bases 225 to 1244 code for a protein of 339 amino acids.